Molecule: messenger RNA, 2743 nt
Organism: Tarenaya hassleriana
Lineage: Eukaryota; Viridiplantae; Streptophyta; Magnoliopsida; Brassicales; Cleomaceae
Product: methionine--tRNA ligase, cytoplasmic-like
Exons: 18
Coding region: 98-2494 (798 amino acids)
Biological process (GO): methionyl-tRNA aminoacylation
Cellular component (GO): aminoacyl-tRNA synthetase multienzyme complex; cytosol
Molecular function (GO): tRNA binding; methionine-tRNA ligase activity; ATP binding
Source: RefSeq, a predicted model, not a curated record
UUCAUCUCUCUCUCUCUCUCUCUCUCUCUCUCUCUCUCUCUCUCUCUCUCUAAUUGAGGAAAGCUUUUAGUGUUGCUUGUGUUCUAUUUAUCCGUCCAUGGCGGAAGAAAAGAGCGGGCCCAAGUUGCCUAUCCCGGGCAAAAGAAACAUACUUAUAACAAGCGCUUUGCCUUACGUGAACAAUUUCCCUCAUCUCGGCAACAUCAUCGGAUGUGUUCUAAGUGCUGAUGUCUUUGCUAGAUAUUGCCGCAUCCGUGGCUAUAAUUCCAUAUACAUAUGUGGUACGGAUGAAUAUGGAACUGCAACCGAGACCAAAGCCUUGGAGGAGAAUUGCAGUCCAAAGGAGAUCUGUGAUAAGUACCAUGCCAUUCAUAAAGAAGUUUAUGAUUGGUUUGAUAUACUUUUUGACAAAUUUGGGCGAACUUCAACUCCACAACAGACAGAAGUUUGCCAGGCAAUUUUCAAGAAAUUGUUGAAGAACAACUGGCUAUCAGAGAACACCAUGCAACAGCUUUACUGCGAGACAUGCAAGAAAUUCUUAGCUGACCGGCUUGUUGAGGGCACCUGUCCGUUUGAAAUCUGCAACAAUGAUUCUGCCAGGGGAGAUCAAUGUGACAAAUGUGGAAAGCUCCUGAAUCCUACUGAACUAAAAGAUCCAAGGUGCAAGGUAUGCGGGACCUCACCCCAAAUUCGUGAUACAGACCAUCUGUUUCUUGAGCUUCCUUUAUUAAAAGAUAAAUUGGACGAGUACAUAAACAAAACAUCUGUUGCUGGAUCGUGGAGUCAAAAUGCUAUUCAAAUAACAAAUUCGUGGCUUAAGGAAGGGCUGAAACAGAGAUGCAUUACAAGGGACCUAAAAUGGGGUGUUCCCGUUCCACUUGAGAAAUAUAAGGACAAGGUCUUUUAUGUUUGGUUUGAUGCUCCUAUUGGAUAUGUUUCGAUAACUUCAUGCUAUACAUCUGAAUGGGAGAAGUGGUGGAAGAAUCCUGAAAACGUGGAACUUUAUCAAUUUAUGGGAAAAGACAAUGUGCCAUUUCACACUGUGAUGUUUCCUUCUACGCAGCUGGGGACCGAGGAAAAUUGGACACUGAUGAAGACGAUCAGUGUUACUGAAUAUCUAAAUUACGAGGGUGGAAAGUUCUCCAAGACUAAAGGGGUAGGAGUGUUUGGCAAUGAUGCAAAAGAAACGAAUAUUCCUGUAGAAGUAUGGAGAUAUUACUUGCUGACUAACAGGCCAGAGGUCUCUGACACACAAUUCACGUGGGAUGAUUUGCAAGCAAAAUUGAAUGGCGAGUUGCUGAACAACCUAGGCAACUUUGUUAACCGUGUUCUGAGUUUUAUUGCGAAGCCUGCAGGUCAAGGUUAUGGGUCUGUCAUUCCUGAUGCUCCUGGCGCUGAAUCACAUCCAUUGACAAAUUCAAUGGCGGAAAAGGUUGGAAAGCUCGUAGAGCAGUACGUUGAAGCCAUGGAGAAGGUUAAGCUAAAGCAGGGUCUGAGAAUAGCUAUGAGCAUUUCAAGUGAAGGGAACGCAUACUUGCAGGAAAGUCAAUUCUGGAAACUUUACAAGCAAGAUGAACCUUCCUGCUCAAUUGUCAUGAGAACUGCUUGCGGGAUAGUAAAUAUCCUUGCACGGCUUUUAGAACCUUUCAUGCCAUCCUUUUCUCAUGAGGUAUUUAAGCAGCUUAAUUUGCCUUUACAAUUUUCACUCUCCGACGAGAAUGGAGACAUAUUUAAAGCAAGUAGGCCAUGGGAGAUUCUACCUCCCAACCACAAGAUUGGCACUCCUCAACCAUUGUUCAAGGAACUGAAAGAUGAAGAAGUUCAACAAUACCAAGAAAAAUUUGCUGGAAGUCAAGGUGAUAGACGUGCGAGGGAAGCAGAGGCAGCAAAUAUGGUCGAGCAACUGAAGAAAACCCAAUUAUCUGAUGGAAAGAAACAGAAACCAUCAAAAGCUAGUGAAGCAGCCAAAGCUAAGCCAAAGCCGGCUGCUGAACCCGAGAUUACCAUUACAAGACUUGAUAUACGUGUUGGGAAAAUCGUGAAGGUCCAGAAACAUCCCGACGCGGAUUCAUUAUACAUUGAAGAAAUCGAUGUCGGAGAAGAGAAACCUCGCACUGUUGUUAGCGGACUUGUCAAGCAUAUACCUCUCGACGAAAUGCAGAACCGCAUGGUUUGUGUUCUGUGCAACUUAAAACCCGUGAAAAUGAGAGGAAUUCAAUCACAAGCGAUGGUUCUUGCGGCUUCAAACAGCGAUGACAGUAAGGUCGAGUUAGUUGAACCGCCUGAAUCGGCAAAGAUAGGGGAACGAGUCAAAUUCCUGGGUUUAGAAGGGGACGCAGACGAUGUACUGAACCCGAAGAAGAAAGUAUGGGAGACACUGCAGCCCGAUUUACGAACCAAUGACAAUCUCGUUGCUCAUUUCAAAGCUUUGCCCUUCACCACUUCUGCUGGAUUCUGCAAGGUCUCUUCCAUCAAAUCUGGUAAAAUCCGAUAGAAAGCCUCUGCCUACCAAUGUUUUUAUCAUCAACGAGGUUGAACAACUGAUUUCAUACGAAUUGAAUGGAACAUUUUACUCGGAAGUUGAAUUCGAAAGAUUGCUCAUGUUUUGGCUCUGAUUUUCUACAGAAGUUUUCACAUCUAGUUUUGAUUUCUCUGGAGAUUGUGCGUUUGAUUGAGAGACGAUGCUUGCUGCAUGAAUGUCAAAGCUGUUCUGUUGAAAUGUACUUAAAACGCUUUUCAGGAA